Messenger RNA from Eupeodes corollae, 1686 nucleotides. RefSeq lists its product as uncharacterized. The transcript has 3 exons. Bases 1 to 1686 code for a protein of 561 amino acids. The record is from RefSeq and is a predicted model, not a curated record. Lineage: Eukaryota; Metazoa; Arthropoda; Insecta; Diptera; Syrphidae.
AUGUAUCAUUUUAACAAACGCCUUUUGGAGCACAUCUUAGCAAACCUGAACGACACUCUUGCUAUUCAGCUGUACAAUGGACAGUCGAAAGACCAGCCUUGGGACUAUCAUAUCUUUUUGGUUGAUAGCUUUGAAGCUUUUGAUGAAAUCCGUUGGAACUUUCCUCAAACUUUCUACGAACGUAACUUUCGGUUUCUCAUUGUUUUGACAAAAUUCACUCCGGAAUAUUUGCCAGUCUUGGAGAGAAUUUUUUCGUCGUGUCGUCGAUUUCAUGUUAUCAAUGCAAAUAUUGUUCUUCAACAUCCUUCACUUGGAGUGUAUGUGUUUAAAUACGAACUAUUCACCGCUGAAAAAUGUCACCUUGUUCAACCGUAUUUAUUUUUCCGCUUUAAAGACAACCUGAAAGAAAUUCCGAAGAUUUUUCCCCGUAAGUUGUUCAAUUUCUAUGGAUGUCCACUAAGAAUAACCGCUCGCUCGAAUCCACCUUUCGUGACUUUUUCGGGCAAUAAGAGCAAUCCGGUGUGUAAGGAUAAUACCUGGACAAGCCUCAGCGGAAUGGAUGGAGAGUUGAUAAAGCUGUUGGCUAGAAAUCUCAACUUUACUAUAAACCUACUUCCGUUUCCCAGGGGAGAUACAUUUUUCGUCAACUACACAGGCUUUGGGUGUUUUGCUGAGUUGCUUCAUGGAAGAGCAGACAUUGGUAUCGGAGGAUUUAGUGCUUCGAAUCCUAAAAGGCUAGUUCUUACAGUUUCAGACGUCUAUCAAAUUUCUCCGGUGGUAUUUAUCAUUCGUGGUGGAAGGGAACUUGAUCCAAUAAGCCGUUUGGUGUCACCGUUCGAACUAGAUGUUUGGAUUUACCUGACCGUAUUCUUAAUCUUUGGAACUAUAAUGAUCGCUUUUUUGAGAUACACAAGCCUGUCAGUUCAAACAUUUGUAUUUGGGGAGGAAAUCAGCUGUCCCAUGACAAACUUCUUCGCUGUUUUCUUGGGAUAUCCAAUGAAUCGUCUGCCUUUGAGAAACUUCGCACGCUUCGUUCUCCUUGUGUGGCUACUCAGCAGCUUGGUUCUUCGGAAUGCCUACCAAGGUUCUCUGUUCGACUCAUUUCGCAUGGAUCGAUUUUCUCACAUUCCGAAGGGAUACAACGAGCUAAUGGCUUGGGAUUACAAAAUUCUAGUUUCGAAAUAUAUCGAAGACUCGGAGACAUUUCCGAAAAGCGGUACAAUUACCGUCUUUGGAGGGCAUGGAGCUAGGCUUAGAUAUUUAGAGAGAAAGCAUGGUCGUUAUGCUACGAUAGCACUGCGGGAUAACUUCAUGUCUUAUAUGGAGAAUAACUAUCGUAAUGGAAGUAAGUUAAUUAUGGUUGAAGAGACGGUUUAUUUACAUUCAGCUGCGAUGUUUUUACCUAAACAUUCAAUGUAUGCAGCAAGUAUAAACCGAUAUUUGAGGCUUUUCAAUGAUGCUGGAAUAACGCGGUAUUUGGCUAAGAAUAACGCCAAGGAUAAAAAGAUAUUUAAAAGACAUAAAAAUGGAUAUGAUGUGCCAUUAGAAGCAAUUACUUGUUAUCGAUUGUUGGGUGUUUUCGAAAUCAGCGGAGCACUAUUGUUACUGGCUACUGUGAUUUUUGUACUAGAAUUGCUAUCUGUAAAGUGGAAAAAAUUGGAAGGUUUUAUAAAUAUCAUAAGCUAA